Molecule: messenger RNA, 1281 nt
Organism: Aphanomyces astaci
Lineage: Eukaryota; Oomycota; Saprolegniomycetes; Saprolegniales; Verrucalvaceae
Product: TKL protein kinase
Exons: 4
Coding region: 107-1204 (365 amino acids)
Biological process (GO): protein phosphorylation
Molecular function (GO): protein kinase activity; ATP binding
Source: RefSeq, a predicted model, not a curated record
GUUUUGAAUAUCGCCCGCUUCAGCGUUGAAAUUCUCGGUGGACAUCUCUCGAUCGUUGUGCAUCCUUCGAGUAGUCGGCAGCGACAACUGCACCAUCACCACCACCAUGGGCUGCGUCGCAUCAAGUGUCGAACCUGUGGGGAUUUCCGUGGAAACACACAAGUUUGUCAACGCUAACAAGGCUGGGACGCUCGCCAACUCGGCUCGCGUCAAGUUGAAAACCAAAGAGGACGACGUGAUCACAGAGUCGAGGCAGCUCGGCACCGUGUUCUUUGGCUUGAACUUGCCGUUCAACGAGAUCGACGUGCGGUCGACACUUGGGGCAGGUAACUUUGGGGUCGUAUACGAAGCGUACUGCAAGGGCAAACGCGUGGCGGUCAAAAAGAUCUACCUUCGCGACACGAGUGAACAGUCUACGGAACUGGUCGACUUUGCCCAAGAAGUGGACAUCUUGUCGGUGCUCAUCCACCCCAACAUCGUACACUUCCUCGGGGCGGUUCAAGAACACCCCAACUAUUGCUUGAUCACGGAACUGUGCGAAGGCUCGGUACUCGAUCUACUCAAGUUGGUGGAAUCCAAGAAAGCUCGCGCGACAUGGGGCUUGACGCUUGACAUUGCAAACGACUGUGCCUCUGCAUGUCAUUACCUCCACUCCCUCAACCCAAUCGUCUUGCACCGCGACAUUAAGGCGGAAAACUUACUCAUCACAGAACUGUUUCGAUGCAAGUUGUCCGACUUUGGAUUGUCAAGGUCGCUGGAAAAAGAUGCGAUUGCCAACACCGUGUGCGGGACUCCACGAUGGGUGGCCCCCGAGGUGUAUCGGGGAGAUGUCUACUCGGAGAAAAUCGACAUCUAUUCGUAUGGCAUUGUACUGUGGGAGCUCUUUUGCUUCAAGAAACCCUACUUGGACCAAGACCCUAUCAACUUGCCGUACAUGGUGGUGCACAAGAACCUCCGUCCGCCAUUAUGUGCCCACAUUCCCACAGUGCUGCAUGACCUGAUGAAGGCAUGUUGGCAUCCCGAUCCAUCCCAACGCCCAUCGUUCCAUGAGAUUCGAGGACUCUUGGACGCUGCGCGGAAACAAGUGAUCCUCAGUUUGAGUAUCGACACCACAGUCUCGUAUGACGAAGCCGUUGCUAUCUUCAACAGGAAAAGCUCCAACGGCAUGCGUGUUGGGUUUGGCCUCAAGUCUGGGCUGCUGUAAUCAUAAUAAAAUCUGUGCAUGCCUGGUGUGGCUCUACUGUUCGUUUACACGAGCAAACGUGGUCACACCCUUGGCGC